AUGCUCUUUGGUAGGAGUAAGGCUCGAAACAGAUGUCUUGGUAAAAUUAAGUUAUUCGAAGAACAUGGCGAACUCUUAACCUUAUUCGAGAAAUUCCGAGAGCUGAAGACUAAAGAAGACCAGGCAAACAGUCUGGAACUUCAGGAGCAUGCGAACACGGUGAUGACCACACUGGAUGAGGGCAUCAAGGGUUUGGAUAACCUGGACGCCUUCUUCGACUUCCUGCAUCAAGUGGGGGCGUCACAUCGCAGGAUACCCGGCUUCAAGGCCGAAUACUUCUGGAAAAUCGAGCAACCCUUCCUGGAAGCAGUCGAGACCACGCUUGGAGAUCGCUACACAGAAAACGUGCAGAACAUAUACAAAAUAACCAUAAAGUUUAUCAUAGAAACUUUGGUGAACGGAUUUGAUAAUGCGAACACAACAACGCCUACGUGAAACCAUUGUGCUUUUGUGAACGAUGAUUAUUGGUACGCUCCUCGUAUAAAGGUACUGUUAGUGUGGAAAUUUCGUAUAUAUGGACAUUUUAUAUGCGCUCUGUUAAUAUCGGGAAAUGAUAUACCCUUCGUGUAAGUAUAAGCAGUAAAAAAGGUUAGAAUGGCAACUACGCAACUGCCGAUCGCUGGUUGGAUGGCGGGUUCCCCCGACCCAGCAAGCAUCAGAAGAAAGCAAUGUUGCCGUUUCUUAUUUUGUUGUAUAACGUUCUAUAAACACUGAAGAAGAUGCUGCUUUGUUUAGAUGGAAUACCUAGGUAACAUUUACAUUGUAGGUGCAACUGAUCAGUGAUCUUUUUGAGUUUUUGAUGCAAAAAGCCGAUUUUUGAGCUAACAUGUAAUAGGUAAUAUACAAGUGGCAUAUUUUGCUCAUUUUUUCUAUAUAUAUGUUCUGAAAAUGUCAUUUGCUAUACAAGGUCUCCCAGAAUUUAUGGAUUUACAUAGAAUAUAAUAGUAUUAUAGAUGAUUUGAUAUUUGGAUCAGUUAUGCAACAACAACAACCUCUGAAUUGACUUGCUCAUCGUACAGUGUUAUCUAGGUGCUUCUGUUUAAAUUUCAUAUAGUGAAAUAUAACCUGUCGAGAUAAACCAGAUUUAGUUCUGAUACACGAUAGAUUUUCUACAGGUAGACCGAAAUUUGCUCAAGUCAGCAAACAUUUGUCCUUUUGGACCACGAUCUGCUGAAAAUCUGCCUAAGAAAUAUUUGGAAGCUCUCUUUGCAAAAUUACAAAAUCUAGUAUCAUGAGCGGUAAAUGAAGAUAACAUAAUCAAUUGGUUGACUGUGAUGACAGAUGCUUAUCUGUCAAUUAAAUUAUUAUAUGGUAUCUUCUGGAAUAUAAUAUACUAACCAUAGACACGUAAACUGAGCCAGAGGUAAAUUUUUAUUUAUAAAUUGUGCUUAGUUAACUUCCUACAGCAUUCACAUGUGAAUAGCCUUGCGAACAAUUUCUCUCAAAGAAAUGUUGUACGUAACUCUAAAUUCUCGUUUUCAAAGAUGAAUAUUAUGUACAGGGACUCCCAACGAAUAUGGAAAGUCGUUUUUCAGAGAAACUGUAUAAGAUAUUCGAAAACGGUUUUCGCGGGAAGAUUGAUAUCUUUAAAUUGUAUAUUUGGAUAUAUACAGGGUGUUGCUCAAAUCUGUGGUACAGCAAGCAUAUGCUUUCUUAAUUGGAUCAUCCUAUAUUCUAUUAUGUAUUUGGAAAUGCUUUUCCAAGGCAAGAGUAUUUUUAUAAUAUACUGUAGUGCUCUGAAGGCCGUUUGUUUAAAAAAUGCCUAUAUUGAAAGGCUUUUUCAUCCGCCACUUUGCAUAAUUUUUCGGUGAACUUUGGAGAGAGAAUAAAAAAGUACGCAAAUUUUGAGAUCAACUGCGAAAAGUGAUAAUAUGGUAUCUAACUGGAACACCGUAUACAUAUUUUUACACCAUCAUAGUCGCCUUUUCAUCGGCUUUCUUUUGAUAUAAGGUUUUUACUAUCUAGUGUAUUAUAUGAAUCUUGUUGUUCUGGAAAGGUGUUUCCGAAUAUCUAAAAAACACAGCCUUCCAUCAAGAAAACAUAUAUUUGUCGUGCCACGGAUUUGUGCAACAUCUUGUGUAUUUCCAAGUAAUUUAGAGAUAUACACUACUUUCCAUAUUCUUUGGGAAAACCUGUACACGGUUUUGAUCCGAAUCCCGCUGUUAUCUAUAAAUAAUGUGUCUUUUCCCUAAAGCACUGACGUUUCCGAAUUCCAAAAAAGUAUAUUUGAUAGCAGAGUAUUUAUGAAAUGUUUCGACGAUUUUAUCUCCAUUCCAUUUCUAUCAUGGCUUAUGCAUCACCAGAAUGAACUUCUAUAACACAAAAUCCUUCAAUGUAUAUUUUUCAAAGACUAACAUCCAAAGAGUGUGUAUUUCUAGUCUUAAAAACGUACUAUAAGUAUAUAGCUCAUUCCCAUAUACUUAUGUCGGUAUCAACUAUAUGACACAUCCCUACACGGAUCAAAGUGAGACUGUGAAAAUAUUGUGUUGGCAACUAAGUUAUUGUGGACUUUGUAGACAGUUGAAAUUUACAUUUUCUUUUGUUCCGUAUCCAAACUACCUGUUAGGAUUAUAUUCCUCUAUUAAGUAAAGUAACUAUAUCGAUUAGUUCUUUAGUUUUGUUUCUAUGAUAAUUUGAAAAUAGAAGAACGAGACCAUAACAAGUUGCCGCAUAUAGGAAUGGGACCUUGAAAGAAAAGCAGUGCCAAAAAUGCUCAACGAUCUGGCCGUCCAGUUGAUCAGUCAAUGAGACCCAUAUCAAAGUUAUCGAUUUAGACAACAGAGAUUCACCAAAAAGAUUUUAUGUUUUCAGCCUGAUGGGAUUAUAAAGGAACUCUGUACAUUAAACUUUUACCAAACAACCAAUUUACGUUCAAGAACUUGCCAUACUGACUGCAACAAUUCAAUCAAAGCGUCCAGAAUUCGGAAUUUGCAAUGGUGUUGUUUUCCACCAUGAUAAUGCAAAACCCCAUACAUCUUUAUCGUCGACCUUGCGCCAUCCAUAUAUAAUAACCAUUUAUUUCGUUCCGUACAGAACUCCUUAGAUUGUAAUUUUUUCAAUGACGCUAAUGAAAUGAUGUCAAAUCACACAUAUAUCAGUUCUUUGAUAGCAAAGGUCAGACAUUUAGUGAACGGGGAAUCAUGUAACUAUCUGAACGAUAGCAAAAGGACAAAUACGGACAGUACCUAGUUAUGUUUUCAAACACAAAAUUUCAUUUUUCUUCAUUAUCUGAAUUCCAUCAAUCACGUAGUUGCCAAUCCAAUAGAUGUACCCAAAAGUUCAUUGAAAUACGAAAAAAUUGUUUUUCACUUUAGCUGUGUGUCCCUAAAUUCGAUACUGUUCGCAAUAUUUUCUGUAAUGAAACUGUACUUAAAACUACUUUUAAUUUUUUAUAUCUAUACUUAUGAAAGAUAUACCGUGAAUUGUUCGAAAAUGUAUUGGUUGUAAAUAUCGUAAAUGGUAUUCAAAAUAUGUACGUUCAAUUGAACAUGCAUUUUUGUCCAUAAACCUCGGAAUUUUCUCACUAAAAUUCUUUGAGGAAUUUAGAAAAUUCUGAAACAUUGACGUUAUAGUAGCAUUAUGCAUAUUGUUGAUGUAACAAGAUAUUGAAUUUACGCACAAUGUACUUUAUCAUUGGAGAUUGGGAGAACUUGAAUUCAAAUGUACCUAAAUCAACAAAGUAUAUUUUAGCUUUUCAAUGUUCCGUAUCCAAAACACCACGAAAUAUCAAUCAUUUGUUAAGGCUAUACAGCAUAGGGCUUCAAAACAGGUGACAAGCGCGUCUGAAUAUUGGUGCAAGAUUGUCCAAACUAGAACAUGGAGGCCACUAAAAACUGUAGCAAACAUUAAUUGCACUCAAAAACAUACCAUAGAAGUCAACGAUUGGAUGCGAAAAAUCUGUAAUGGUGGACUUUAGCAAUCGUUUUUUUUUACAAAUCUAGGCAUUUCGACCGAAUUCUAACGUGGUGCUUAGUAACAAUGCAUUACAGUUAAAGAACUUUCGAUCUACACCUAGACAUAGUUCGAAUACCCAAGGUAGUAUAACUACAGAAUUUGCAUUUGUUAAAGAAUGGCCAUUUCGAUGUCAGACUACUAAUCUCCUACUCUCUUCCUGAAUUCUAAAAGUGAAUUCCUUACCUGAAUAAAAUAUUUUUAUUGUGAGCCACACCAAGGCUGAGCAAGUAGUCUUCCAUCUUGAAAAUCCUCUGCAUCUUGACUCAAGUUCCUUCAAAGCUCCAUAUAUUCGUUCCACCGUUAACGCCAAAUAUAUUUUGUACAUGUUGUUAGCAUUUAGUGUCAUUUUGUAUAAUAUAUCAACCUGUAUAAAGUCUCACUGUACUUGGUAUCACUUCCAGUUAGAAGCGACGGUUUCUCAAAGUUGAAUAUUGUCCUUUUGUAAACUGAUCAUAUUCCGCGUUAUAUUUCACACCUAUAGAAGUUAGUGGAACUUCGAACAAACUUCCAAAUAGUACGUGUUUGGUCUGCUGCAACUAGUCGUCAACUUUAAAGGUCAGUUCGGGUACUCAAAGGAUUUGGAAUUCGCGCGAGUUGCAUGGAGUUGGUGUUGAUACUGGAUUAACGCUGAUUAGAUGUGCCUAUGUUACCGAGCAACUAAGUAUUAGAACUUAUUUAUUAGGUGGCAAUCCAGGCUUUGAUCAUACUAUGCUUAUAGCGUCUGAAUCUCUUACUGCUACGCAGUUUUACUACUCACCGACUCAAUAGUAAAUAUACAUGGUGACAUACGGAUUUUUUUAUUUAUGAAAUGAAACAGACUCAUUUUUAUUUUAAUAUUUCAUUGAAAGUUACGAGCUAUAUGUGUGAAAAUGAUUAUUGUAUAAAUGCCCAGUUCUGGAAACAGCCCAAGCCAUAGCCUUCUUGACGACAUCUUCCAUCAGCUUUUGAAAGGCUUCAGAAAGGAUGUUCUGGACAGCUUCCUGAGCAUUGCUCUUCAGCUGCUCUACAAUGUUUGUUUGUAGGAAUAAUCCUUAUUCUUUAGAAAUGGCCUCAAAAAAUAGUUUUUAAACCGUGAAUUCUGGAGUCUAUAAGAAUUGUCACACAGCUGAACAAGAUGUGAAUGUUCUUUGAAAGUCUUUAGGUCUUAAUCUCCCCAUUACGCUCUGCCAUCUAGUCACCAAGAUCACCAGAUUUAAGUCUACUUUUUUGUAAGGAUUCACAAAAAAAUAACGUUUAUGCCAACAAACCAAGCUUUGUGGAAUAGCUAUAAUGAGCAAUACUCAGAAAAGUAUUCAAAGUAUUCAUUCCGGAACCAACCAAAACGUGAUAGAAAACGCAUCAAGGGGCUCAAGUAUGUGCGGCUUUAGAGGCGGACGAUUCGAAAUGUAUUAUUAAUUAUAAUAAAAAAGAAAAAAUAACGGCUUCCGCGUUUUCAAAAAAGUUUGAUAUAGCAUACCACAUGGCGUGGAUCUCUAUUUCUGUAGUUAUUGGGUACAAUUCUGACACCGUAUUGGUCAGAUAGUUAUGCAGAUAGAAUGAAGAAUUUUAAAAUGUCAUCUAAUUCCUCGUCAUAUGUUUUUUUUCAAUUUUGGCUAUAAUUUGUACAGGCUGUUUAGAAUCGUCUAACGUACGUUUUUUUGAAAAAAAAUUAUUUUCAGUUUGGCUUUUAUUUUCAUAACCUUUAUUUUGGUAUUAGCGACGUUUCCAAUUUUUAUACAAACAAAACUAUUUUAGAUAUCUUCCCUAAUAACGAAGCUAUUCACCAACAACAUACUGCAACCUCACCCUGUAUAUUCAACAGUGCAGUAUUCUUGUCGCAUUUUACAAGCUGUUCAGAUGGUUCGCAUUUCCGCGAGAAAAAAAAAUACAAGAUAAUGUGUACCUCGCGUUUUAGGUUUUCUGGAUCAAUCUCAUCGCAUGACUGUAACUUAGAAACAAAGUUCAGUUCGUGAUCAAAUUUCAUACGCAUGAUGUCACUUGGUGACAACUGUUCGGCUUGUCAGUAGGAAAUGCAGUUUAUUAGAGGGCUUUUUUACAAUAUCUGGAAUAUUUGCUUAACAUCUUUUGUGAUCUAUUAUACAUAAUAAUUUUAGAAUUAUAUAGAAGUUUCUGUUUAUAUUCUGAUGUUUCUGACAAUAAAAUUUGAUGCAGUAUAUCAUUAUAGAAUCAAUCAUCUUUAUAAAGUUGUCACUUUUGAAAAAUAAGCAAUAGACGAUUUUUAAGUUAUUGAAUUGUACAAGAUUUAAUAAAUGAAAAUGCGCCUGUAGCUUAUCAAACUAAAAUCUUCUUGGGGUUCCAAAUAAAGAGGCUUGUUUCUUUUUAUCGAAACAAAUUGAUUUCUAGUCAUCCCUGUGUGCAUCAGUAACAUAUAAAUUUGUUUUAUCAACUUCUUAUACAGAAAAAGAAUAGAGAACAAUACACAAUAUAUGAUGUCUUUAUUAUUUAUCUCAUAAUCUUUUUAAUGAGUAGGUAUCAACAAAAAACAUUUGUAUUGGUGAACCAUCUAAUUGAGUAUAUUUUAUAAUUUUCACAAUAUUUAGCCUUUUUUCAUUCGUAUACUGUAAGAAGUGUGCGCCCUUGAUAAAUCCAUCAAAUGAAGCGAAUAUGCAUUACUUUUCAACCUCCAUCCACUUUAAGGUAAUUCUAACCUGUUUUCUUUUGAACAGUAGUCGCUGUUUAUGUUGCUGAUGAUAUUUCAGAACUUGUCCUUUAUGAGACCAAAAAAUGCCAGUUUGAAACGUCUCUGUCUUUUUUUGUUGUUGUUGCUCGAACAAUUCACCACCUCAUAGCACACCAUACUUGAAUGCCUAAUUCACUAUUAAUUAUAUUUCACACGUCAGAUAAUAAGCUUAUGAACACUACAAAUUACGUGAUAAAGCUCUAUACAAGACUGAAAAUUAGUCACCCGUCUCUGGGUAAUUUUGUCACGGAGUGACGUCACACAUGCGAAAGGGAUAGUAGACAGACCGCAUGCGCGUCUUCUUGAGGAGAUAGUAUUAUGAUUCCAUCGUUACGUCGUGAUCACGUCACAGUUCUAAAUCACUGAUAUUAAAAAGUAACAUCUAACGUGAAACAGGCGUACUGGAUGACCUUGGACCACACCCUGUACAUGCAAUAUUUCCAGGCAACACCAGCUCUGAUGAACGAUUUGCACGAGCAGUGCGUGGAAGCGCAUCAACAAGGGCGCUUGGAGGCUUCUACUGGAAAUGAUACCCUUCGUCAUUUAUGUAUGAGUGGAUACAUGUGAAGUGUUUGUAUUUAAAAUCGAUAUAUCGGUUUAUUUCGGGACCUUUGAAAGACUAUGUGCAGCACGCUGCUAACCCAGAAGUGUACCGAUCUGUGUACGGCGUGAAAUGGUGAUGAGGUGAGAGUGUAAGGUGUAUUUAAGAAUAUUUCUUGAUUGUUAUAAAAAAGAGGUUAUUUCUUACCUUACAAAAUCUGUAUCUAGAAUUCAAAAUGCUUAGCCGCCUUUUCUUGGUUUUAUCUAAUACAUUUCCAUAGACGGAAUGAGAGGAAUUAACUCAAAUUCAAUUAAAGGGUUUUGAGAUGUAUGAUGACUUAAAAAGACUUUCAAUAUACCUUUGCUAUAAAACUUAAGCGUAAACGCUAAUAUUCUUAAAGAUCCAUCCCUACGGAUAGAAAAGAAUUGCUUCGGAAACCAAUUUAUAAGAACUUAUCCAUUGAAUACGACUAAAUUCAGAAUCGUUAAUUAAUAAUUAAUUUAAAAAGUAGUAUUCGACUUUCAUUUGUAUGAUGUGAAAAGGCUUGCUCUGCC
Acanthoscelides obtectus is the source of this 7729-nucleotide messenger RNA. Lineage: Eukaryota; Metazoa; Arthropoda; Insecta; Coleoptera; Chrysomelidae. The record is from the annotation of a GenBank genome assembly.